Messenger RNA from Gaeumannomyces tritici R3-111a-1, 3447 nucleotides. RefSeq lists its product as hypothetical. Bases 132 to 1265 code for a protein of 377 amino acids. The transcript is spliced from 3 exons. Gene Ontology annotation, biological process: mitochondrial proton-transporting ATP synthase complex assembly. The record is from RefSeq and is a predicted model, not a curated record. NCBI's taxonomy places the organism in Eukaryota, Fungi, Ascomycota, Sordariomycetes, Magnaporthales, Magnaporthaceae. Gene Ontology annotation, cellular component: mitochondrion.
AAAAAAAAAUUCCGCCUGGCAGUCAGGGGUGCUGGGCGGAGCUCCCUCCGAAUGGCGAACUCGGCGCACCGCAACACUCGCCGAAGCCGAAGCCAGAGCUGCCACCCACAUAACCCAACCCCCAAAACAUAAUGCCGCUCCCAGCCGCAGCAGCAGCAGCAGCAGGCAGGGCGGCGCUGCUCCGCGGCGUCGGCCGCCACGCGCGCGGGGCCGCCCGGCGUCCAUCCCUGUCGACUACAUUGUCGUCGUCGUCGUGGGCGUGGGCGUCGUCGCCGCUCCAGCGGCGGUGGGCGCAGGUGCACGACGUGCGCUUCGUGGCCACCACGCAGGCGCCGCGCCGCGUGCUCGACAAGUACCGCGACAAGCUCGACCGCAAGGCGCGCGACGAGGGGCUCGCCGGCAUCGACCAGCUCAAGGCCGCCUACGCCGACCGCAUCCGGGAGCAGCGCAAAGCCGACGCCGUCUCCGUGCCGGGGCUGGAUGAGCUGCUCGCCGCCGACGGGCUGGGGCCAAGCGAUGCGGCGGCAGUGCCUGAGGCUGCCCCGGCUUCCACUACCGCCACCACCACCACCCCUAAAAACGACAACAGCAACAACCCCUCAUCCCCGGGCGGCCCCCAGUCGAGCAGCGCCGGCGCCGGCCAGAUCACGCCGCUGUCCGAGAUCCUGGACCUCCCCAAGGCGCGCGCCCUCCCCGUGGCGGAGCUAACGUCCCUCUGGCGGCGACAGCACGCCGGCGUCGCCGACAGCAUCUGCGCUGUGGUGCCCGCGGCGACGUACGCGGGCAUGGAGGCGCUGGCGCGGCUGCGGCCGCAGUUCGUGCUGCCCGUGCCGCACCCGGACGCGGGCGCCGAGGUGCACUUUCUGCAGUGGACCUUUGACGCCGCCACGCGCACCGCCACCGUGCUCUUCACCCAGCUGGCCGAGUACAAGGCCCGCGGCGAGUUCGCCCAGCCCCACACCACGGCCACCCACUACACGGACCUGGCGGCUGGCGGUGACGGCGGUGACGGCGGCGGGGUGGUGUUGAUGAGGGGUGUCGUUGACGGCCGCCGCGGCGUCAAGGUCGCCGACGCGCAGUGGCUGCUCAUGUGUCUGCAGCGCUUCUACGGCGGCGGCGGCGGUGGUGGCGGCGGCCGGGACGUGGCGGCCGCAGGGACCGACGAGAGGGCGGCCGAGAGGAGGAAGCUCCUCGAGUGGUUCAGCACGGGCGACGAGCGCUUCAGCAUAGAGAAGCUCCUCGAGGAGACCGAGAGGCUGGGCUGAUCAGGCCACGCGGCCCAGGCAUGUAUUGUAUUUCCAAAAUGCCAAAACAAACAUGCCACACGAGAUGAUUUUUCACGCCAAAUAUGCACCAUCAACUACAGCUUCGCCCCGUCCUUGCGCUCCUCCUGCUUGACCAUGUCGCGCAGGACCCGGCGCAGGAUCUUGCCGCUGGGCGACUUUGGGAUCUCGGGCACAAAGACGACGCCGCCGCGCAGCCUCUUGUGCGGCGCCACCUUUGUCGCGAUCCAGUCGGCAAUGUCCCUGGCCCUGGCCUCGGCCUCCCCGGCGGCCGCAGCGCAGGGCUGCUUGAGCACGACGUAGGCGCGCGGCACCUCGGUCGCGGCCGCAUGGUCCUGGACGCCGACGACGCCGCAGUCGAGCACGUCGGCGUGGCCGAGCAGCAGGCCCUCUAGCUCGGCCGGGGCGACCUGGAACCCUUUGUACUUGAUGAGCUCCUUGAGGCGGUCGACGCAGUACAGGUUGCCGUGGCGGUCGCACGUCACGAUGUCGCCCGUCUUGAAGAAGCCGUCCUCGGUGAUUGCCUCGCGCGUCAGCUCGGGCCGGUUGAGGUAGCCGGCGAACACGUUGGGGCCCCGAACCCAGAGCUCGCCGGGCUUGUCCUCGCUGCCCGGCGACGACCCGGGCACGAUCUCGGCCCCGUCGUCGGGCGAGACGAGGCGCGCCUCCAUGCCGGGCACCAGCUUGCCGAUGGAGCCCAUGAAGCGGGCCCAGUCCUCGGGCAUCUGAAUGGACACGACGGGCGACGUCUCGGACAGGCCGUACCCUUGCUUAACGGGCAGCUUCAGCCGGUCCCAGAGCGCCUCGGUCAGCUCCCUGGUCAGGGGCGCGGCGCCCGAGUGCAGCAUCUUGAGCGACGUGAGGUCGUACUUGUCCACUAUCGGGCUCUUGGCGAAGGCCAGCACCACGGGGGGAGGCACGUAGAUAUAAGUGACGCGGUGCUUCUCGAUCAGCUGGCACGCCCUCUCCAUGUCGAACCGCUCCAUGAGGAUAACCUCCCAGCCGGCGUACAUGGUCAUCAAGAUGCACGAUACCCAGUAACCUGUCGCCCUUGCCAUCGAAGCCGCCAUGAGGCAGCAGGUGCUGUCCGUCGGUCCUAACGCCCUGCAGGAUGUUGGCGACGAUGUUGCGGUGCGUCAGGCAGACGCCCUUGGGCAGGCCCGUGGUCCCGGAGCUGUAGACCAAAAAGGCAAGGUCCUUGGCCGGCUCGACGAGCGUCUGCGCGUACCGGCUGCAGUAGAAUGUGGCCCUGAUGCUGCUAAAGUGCUUGUACCGGUGGUGCUGCUGCUGCCGCGGCGACGACGAGUCCGACUCCGACUCCGACUCGGCUUGCUGCUGCUCACCGAUCAGGAUGAUGCGGUCAUGGGGUAUCCCAGCCGCGGCCGCAGCCCGCGCGGCGACGUUGAGGAAGGGCCGCUGGGUCACGAGGGCCUUUGCGCCCGAGUCGCGCAGCUGGAAGGCGAGCUCGUCGGCCGUGUAGAGCGGGUUGGCGGGCGAGGCGACGCCGCCGGCCCACAGCAGGCCGGCCGUGAGGAUCGGGGUGUCGACGCUGUUGGGGGUGUAAAAGGCCAGCACGUCGCCGCGCCGCCAGCCCCAGAGCGCCUUGAGCCCGUGGCCAAAGUCGAGGGCGGCGCUGCGCAGGCGCCCGUAGUCGAGCGUGUGACCCGUCCGGCCGUCGGUGAAGAGGACCUUGCUGUCGAGGAAGGGCUUGGACUCGCGCUCGAAGAGGAGCGUCCAGAGGUCGACGUCGGGCACGUCGAGGGGGGAGUAGGGCGACGAGAUGGGCAUGGUUUGUUUGCGUUUUCGUUGGGAGGGGGGUUGUUGGUUCGAGGUAAGGAUGGCGGGUGAGAUGGCCGAGGAGAAGAAUUGGCCUCCUUAGCUCUAGCUUUAAGUUAAGCUUUGGCUUCCCCCGAGGUCGCCGGCUUGCCUCGGCAUUUGUGUUUCAUUGAGCUGAGCUGAGCUGUGCUCACCCCGCACUGUCUGCACAGCCGUCCGUGGGGGUGCAGGGGUAGCUCAAGGGGCGCCUACAGGUCCAAAUCCGGGGUAGCCCGACCGUGUCUUGUGACUUGGUUGAAUCACCAACAGUUCAUCAAAAGCCCUUUGCCAAUGGCGGUGUGAAGUGACAUUAUGGAUUUGUUCGAGCAUUGCUAAAGGUCUUUCCUCA